CCCCUCUCUCUUUACACUCUCUCAUGUCCGCAGAGACGCUCGAGUCUGUGCAGGAGCUGCUCAACCUUGAGAUUGCCAAGGUCAAGGCACUCAAGGCAGCCAAUGCAUGCAAGGAUGAGUACAUCCCCAUCAUUGCCGCACUUAAGGAUCUUAAGAAGCGUCGUGAUGCCUUCCUCAAGAACGUCGAGGACCGUGUCAAGUUCCCCGUCAACCGUGAGGCCCUCGAGUCGGUGGCCAAGCGCCGGUUCUUCUUCAUCAACGGCUUCGAGAUCUACGGCGGUGUUGCCGGCCUGUUUGAUCUCGGCCCGCCGGGCUGCGCGCUCAAGAACAACAUCGUGGACACGUGGCGGUCGCACUUUGUUCAUCGCGAGUCGAUGCUCGAGCUCGAGUGCUCGAUCCUCACGCCGUACGACGUGCUCAAGACGUCUGGCCACGUCGACCGGUUUGUCGACUACAUGGUGACGGAUGUGGAGAACGGCGAGGCGUUCCGCGCGGACCACCUGCUCGAGGACUUCCUGGAGAAGAAGCUCGAGGCGACCAAGGACGCCGAGACGCGCAAGUCGCUCAAGAACGACCUCGACAACGUCGAGUCGUUCACGCUUGCCGAGCUCGGCGAGCGGCUGGCUUUCUACGACGUCAAGUCGCCCGAGACCGGCAACGCGCUCACCGAGCCUGUGCCGUUCAACCUCAUGUUUGCGACGUCGAUUGGCCCGUCGGGCAACACGCCGGGCUUCCUCCGGCCGGAGACUGCGCAGGGCAUCUUUGUCAACUUUACGCGCCUUCUCGACUACAACGCAUCGCGGAUGCCGUUUGCGGCGGCGCAGAUCGGCUACUCGUACCGUAACGAAAUUGCGCCGCGCAAUGCGCUCCUCCGCGUCCGCGAGUUCCAGCAGGCCGAGAUUGAGCACUUUGUUCACCCCAAGCGCAAGGACCACCCGCGGUUUGCCGAGGUCGCCGACCUCGAGGUCGACCUCUUCCCGUGGGAGAACCAGCUGGGCUCGCGCGAGAUUGUGCGGACCACCUUUGGCGCCGCUGUUGCCGAGGGCGUCAUCGACAACCAGACGCUGGCGUACUACCUCGCGCGCACCAUGCUCUUCAUGCACUCGAUCGGCAUUGUGCCCGAGCACCUCCGCUUCCGGCAGCACAUGCCGACCGAGAUGGCGCACUACGCCUCGGACUGCUGGGACGCCGAGAUCAACACCUCGUACGGCUGGGUCGAGGUUGCCGGCCACGCCGACCGCUCGUGCCACGACCUGACCGAGCACGCCAAGGCCACCAACUCGAAGCUGGUCGCCUACGAGCGCUUUGACGAGCCGCGCGACGUCGAGGUGGUCGAGAUCGAUCUCAACAAGAAGCUCAUCGGCAAGACCCACCGCGGCAACGCCAAGCACAUCUUUGCCCACCUCGCCGGCCUCGACGACGAUGCCAAGCUUGCGCUCGCCAACGAGCUCACGGCCGCCGGCGCCGUCACCAUCGCCUCGCCUGUCGGCGACCUCGAGCUCACCGCCGACAUGGCCACCAUCGCCACCGUCACCAAGCGCGUCUCGGGCGAGUCUUACACCCCGGCGGUCAUUGAGCCCUCGUUCGGCAUCGGCCGCAUCCUCUACUCGGUCCUCGAGCAUACCUUCUACACCCGCCCCGACGACGAGGCCCGCGCCGUCCUCGGCUUCCCCAUCGGCAUCGCACCUAUCAAGGUCGCCCUCCUCCCGCUCUCGGCCAACGCCGCCUUUGACCCGGCUCUCGCUGACAUCCGCGUCCUCCUCGAGAAGGCCCGCAUUACCUUCAAGGUCGACGCCUCGGGUGCCCAGAUCGGCCGCCGCUACGCCCGCUCUGACGAGGUCGGCAUUCCGCUCGCCAUCACCGUCGACUUCCAGACCGUCGACGACAACACCGUCACCCUCCGCGAGCGCGACUCGAUGACUCAGGUCCGCGCCUCGGUUGCCGACGUCGUCGCCGCCGUCGGCUCGCUCGUCAUGGGCCUCAAGUCGUGGGAGACCAUUCGCUCCGAGCUCCCGCACUUUUCCACCGCCACCGAGGAGUAGUAGAGACUGUCGCUUGGCCUUUUUGCCGCAGAAUACAAGGAAAGUGUCCAUG
Messenger RNA from Thecamonas trahens ATCC 50062, 2094 nucleotides. Its product is annotated as glycyl-tRNA synthetase. The coding region runs from base 24 to 2042 and encodes 672 amino acids. Gene Ontology annotation, cellular component: mitochondrion; cytoplasm. Gene Ontology annotation, biological process: mitochondrial glycyl-tRNA aminoacylation. Gene Ontology annotation, molecular function: glycine-tRNA ligase activity; ATP binding. Lineage: Eukaryota; Apusomonadida; Apusomonadidae. The record is from RefSeq and is a predicted model, not a curated record. The transcript has 2 exons.